This is a messenger RNA of Plasmodium gallinaceum, 3546 nucleotides long. Its product is annotated as conserved Plasmodium protein, unknown function. The record is from RefSeq and is a predicted model, not a curated record. Gene Ontology annotation, cellular component: nucleus. Lineage: Eukaryota; Apicomplexa; Aconoidasida; Haemosporida; Plasmodiidae. The transcript has a single exon. Gene Ontology annotation, biological process: mRNA 3'-end processing. The coding region runs from base 1 to 3546 and encodes 1181 amino acids. Gene Ontology annotation, molecular function: mRNA binding; protein binding.
AUGAUUAAAAGUUCCAAUUUGAAUAAUUUAAAUUCUGAUAUUAAUAAUAAUGAAUUAAUUGUAGCAAAGCAGCUUUUUCCUACUUUCUUAAAGGUAGAUGAAAAAACGAAAGAAAUUUAUAAAAAUUUUAAUGUAGAAGAAUAUAUAUCUGAAAUAACAAGAUAUAAAGUGAACACAGAUAUAAUAUAUGAAGAGCACAAUGAAAAUCCAACAGUAAAUGAAGAUAAAAAUAUAAAUGAAUUAGAUAACUUAGAGAAAAAUAUAAAUAAGGUAGGAAUAGAUAUCAAUUCUUACAAGGAGGAAUUGCAUUUUUUAAGGUGUAAUCCUUUACAUUUAAAUAGAUGGUAUAAAUUUUUAGAAUUGUAUGAAAGAGAAGAGAUAUAUGAACAAUUUUUGUUAAUUUUUCCAAGGUGUACCUUGUAUUGGAUAAAAUAUGCAGAAUUAAAAAUAAAAAAAAAAGAAUAUAAAAAUGCAUAUAAUAUUUAUCGUAAAUGUAUUGAUUCAAAUAUUUAUGAUUUGAAAUUAUUUUUAUCUUUUUUAUAUUUUGCAUAUCAUACUUCUUCAAUUCAUGAAUAUAUAAGUUUUUUAUUUGAGUCAUUAAGAUGUGUAGGAACAGAUAUUAAGUCAGGUAAUAUAUGGGUUGAAUUGCUCUAUAUAUUAAUAAAAAUUCAUAAUACUAACUUAUUAUUAAAUAACAAUAUACAAAAUUUAUUAUAUGAUCCAUUUAAAAAUAAUAAUAAUGGAAAUAGGACUGAAACCCCAUUAUUACCUUCUGAAAAAGAACAAUUAAUAUUUAAAUCGCCAAUUCCUAAUAGCAAUUCAAAAAUUAGUUAUAUUGAACAUUAUACAAGUGAUGGAAAAUUAAGAAAAUUUUAUCAAUGUUGGCUUAAUAAUGCAACCAAAUAUUUAGAUAAGGUAUGGAAAUGCUUUUGUUCUUUUGAAAAGAGCAACGAUAAUUUUACAAAUACUUAUUUAUCCACAUAUAAUACCCAAUACUUAAAUUCAAAAAAUGCAUAUAAAGAAUUAUCAAAUCUGUAUAGAGAAAUGAAUUUAGAUAAAAAAUUUAAAAUAAUCAUACCCAUUAAUAAAAAAUCGAAAAUUGAAAAUAACUUACUAUAUAUAAAAUGGAUAAAAAUUAUUAAUUUCGAAAAAUCCAAUCCUCUUAAAUUAAAAUUAUCUUUAGUAUGUAAAAGAAUUAUGUAUACAUAUGAACAAGCAUUGAUACAAUUACAAUUCAAUGCAGAUUUAUGGUUUUCAUAUUUUCAAUUUUUAUUAUUAAAUAAAAAAUUUAAUUAUGCUAUUAGAAUUAUGAGAGAAGCAAUUGAAAUAUAUUUACCAUUUGAUGAACUGUUAAAAUUAAAUUUUGCAUAUUUUUUGGAAAAAUAUUCUUUAAUAAAUCAAGCUCAUUAUAUUUAUCAAUUAAUGCUGAAUGAAGUUACAAAAAAAAAGAAGAAAUUUUCUUUAUCCUUUUUAUAUUCCAAAGAAAAAUUUAAAAAAUUACCAUAUUGUCAUUUAAAAAAGAAAAGAAAAGAAAGAAUAAAAGGAAAUGAAAAAAACAACGAGAAUGAAAAAGUAAAUGAGAAAAAAAAAGAAAAUGAAAAAAACAAUGAGAAUGAAAAAGUAAAUGAGAAAAAAAAAGGAAAUGAAAAAAAGAACGAGAAUGAAAAAGUAAAUGAGAAAAAAAAAGGAAGAAAGUUAGAACAAAAUGAAAAUGAUGAAGAAAAUAAAAAAGAAUUUAAAAAAAUAAAAAGAGAAAACAUAAAAAUAGAAGAAAAAGAAAAAAUGGAAGAAAAAAGCAAUAAUGAUAUUGAAAAUGGUGAUAAAAAUGAAAUGAAAUUUUUGAAUAAUCCUUCUGAAAAUUUAUCAGGUAUCAGUGAUGAUGAAAUAAGAAGAAAGUUUUAUCAAAGUGAUUAUGAAAAUUUAGAAGAAAGAAAAAAGUAUUUUAUAAAAUAUAUUAAUGUAAAUAAAAAAAAAAGGAGACAUUUUGUAUUUAUUCACUUCUUAAAUUUUAUUAAAAGAAAUUAUGAUGAAACUGUGUGGAGAUAUUAUGUAGGUAUAAUAAUGAAUCAAGAAAAAUGCUCAGAAGAAAUAUAUUAUUAUUGUGCAAACAUAGAAAGAAGGAUUUUAAAUAAUGAAAAAAGAGCUAUGUAUAUUAUGAGUGAAGGCUAUAAGAAAUUUUCAUCAAAAAAAAAAUAUCUUUUUUAUUAUAUAAAUUUUUUAUUAGAAAAAGGAAAUUUAAAUCAUAUAAGAACUUUAGUUUAUAAAUAUGUUCAUGAUUUUUAUACCAAAUUUUAUAAAGAAUAUGAAGUAAAUUAUUCAUUUGAUAAAAAAAACACAAAAUCGAAAAUUGGACAAAAUGAAUUUAAUUUAUUUGAAUCAAGUUAUUUAAAAUUAUUAAAAAGCAAAAAUAAAUCAUGCAAUAAAAUAUGGAAUUUGCUAAUACAACUAGAAAUAUUUUACGGUGAUAUAAGAAAUUUGAAUAAAAUUUUUGAAAUAAAAUUAAAAUAUGAUUCAGGUUAUAAUUUAGAAGAAAAUAAAAAUAUUUUAUUAGAUUUCACGAAUUUAUCAAAUAAUAAUGAAAAUAUGCUAUUAGAUGAUAAUAAUAUUACUAAUAUAUUAUGUAAAGGAUAUUUUGAAAACUUAAAAAAAAAUGAUAUUGAUAGCUUGCAAUUUAAAAUAAAAUUAAUUAAUUCGCAAUUAUUUGCUGGUGCAUCUUUAAAAAAAACAUUUUCUUUUUUUGAAAUUAAAAGCAUUAAUCCAUUUUCAUCUUUAACUUUUUGUAGUAGUAUGGGGAAAAAAAAAAAAAAAAGGGAAGAAAAAGAAGCAUCAAUAAUUCUGAAUGAACAAGUAAAUGAGGAAGAUUUAAAUGUAAGUAAUAUAAAUAAAAGUUUUGUGAAUGAAAAUAUUUCAAAAGAAGAUGAUCACUUUGAUAAUGACGUAGUUAAAAAUGAGAAUGACAAUAAUUACAGGAAACAAAAAGUGGGUAAAUUUAAAAAUAGAUUAAUUAGUUUAACAUAUGAUUCAUUCAAUUUUUAUGACUCCGAAAAUUACAUGAAAAAAAAGAAAGUAAGCAUUAAUGGUAAUAUUAAUAUAAAAAAAAGAAAAAAAGAAAAAAUAGAUGUAACUGAUUCCAUUAAUUAUAUUAUUAGACCUGAUUUAAAGACUAUGUCUAUAUAUAAACCUUUUGAAAGUUACAAAUAUUCAGAAAAAGAAAAAAAACAAAAAAAAAAUAAUGAAACAAGCAACCCUUUGAAUGACAUAGAUUAUUUUGAUGACUUAAAUAAAAAUAAUAAAUACAAUGAAAAAGAUAAAGAUGAUAAGAAGGAAUAUAUUUUAAAAAGAGAAUAUUUUAAUAUGCCUAAUCUAAUAAACGAUUUUUUAAGUUUAUUGCCACAAGAAAAUUCAUGCUUAAAAUUAUCGGAUAAUUCAAUUGAUUAUUUAGUUACAUCUUUACAAAAUUUAAAAAUACCAAAAUUAAAAAAAUUUCCUUACGAGCCAAUACCAAUAAAAGAAAUUAUUCAAAUUAAAAAUGAGUUAAAUAAUUAA